Hemibagrus wyckioides is the source of this 3086-nucleotide messenger RNA. RefSeq names its product solute carrier family 30 member 4 (gene slc30a4). Gene Ontology annotation, cellular component: plasma membrane. The record is from RefSeq and is a predicted model, not a curated record. Gene Ontology annotation, molecular function: zinc ion transmembrane transporter activity. Gene Ontology annotation, biological process: response to zinc ion; zinc ion transmembrane transport. Lineage: Eukaryota; Metazoa; Chordata; Actinopteri; Siluriformes; Bagridae. The transcript has 8 exons. Bases 445 to 1755 code for a protein of 436 amino acids.
AGCUGCCAAAGCGAGAGGGCUAUAGCAACUUCUCUAUCUCCGAGUGUGUGAGUGUGAGUGUGAGAGAGAGAGUGUGUGUUUGUGAGUGUGUUUGUGAGUGUGUUUGUGAGUGUGUUUGUGAGUGUGUUUGUGAGUGAGUGAGUGAGUGAGUGAGUGUGUGUUACUGAGGUAUGACAUGGAGGAGUUCACAUUCAUUUAGAUUCAUCUCUCAGGACCAGUUAUUACUCCAGAAAUGAGAGACGGGCGGUGGUUUGGUGUUGCACCAUGAGAAGAACACCGGGAGACUCCUGUACAGCUGUUGCUCCAAACUCACAGCUGGAUUCACCUCAAAGAGCUGACCUCUAACCCAGUCCUGUGAUUAGCUCAUAUUUCCCACUGCGCGCUCUCUCUCUCUCUGUCUCUCUAUAUCUCUCUCUCUCUCUCUCUCUCUCUGACGGUGUGAGGAUGUCAGGGGCGGACCUGCUGUCCCGUGUGAGCUCGGUAUUCCGCAGGGAGCGGUCAGACUGGGACCUGAGUGACACUGCAGCCUUCGACGUCUCUGAGGACCUGGUGGAGGACGAGAUGCCCAGGUUCAACAAGCUGAAGGUGGUGGUGUCAGCCGAGAUGGACGAGUACACCGGCUCGUCCCCCAACGGAGCCGCGGUCAGCACCUUCAUCAGGGGCAGCGAGGAGGACGAUGACGACUCACUGCUCGGCUCCACCUCCGGGCUGGGGGCGGAGCCCUGCAAUACCUGCGCUAAGAGGAAGGAGGACGUCAAACGGCGCAAAGUGAUGAAGAAGCUGGCCAUCGCAGCCGUGCUCUACUUCCUGUUCAUGAUCGGAGAACUCAUAGGUGGCUACAUUGCCAACAGUUUAGCCAUCAUGACUGAUGCUCUGCACAUGCUGACCGAUCUGGUGGGCAUCGUGGUGUCACUACUGGCCCUGUGGCUCUCAGCUAAAGCCCCAACACACACCUUCAACUUCGGCCUGCACAGACUGGAGGUGAUAUCUGCAGGAAUCAGUGUGUUGUUGAUCUACAUCCUGACCGGUGUUCUGCUGAAUGAAGCGGUACAGAGAACACUUCACCCUGACUUCACCAUCGACGGAGACGUCAUGCUCAUCACCGCCGCUGUGGGCGUGGCCGUUAACCUCAUAAUGGGAUUUCUCCUCAACCAGUCAGGUCACCUCCACUCCCACUCUCACUCUCAUUCUCACUCCCACACUGCUAGCCACACCCACUCUCAAAGGAGGGGUCAGGGACGGGGGCGGAGUCAACACUCUCACGGCAGCUUGGCGGUGCGAGCAGCAUUUAUUCACGCACUGGGGGACCUGGUGCAGAGCGUUGGGGUUCUCAUCGCCGCAUACAUCGUCAGGUUUAAGCCGGAGUAUAAGCUGGCUGAUCCUGUGUGUACAUACAUAUUUUCCGUGUUGGUGCUGGUCACCACGCUGCGCAUCAUCAGAGACACCGGCCUCAUCCUGCUGGAGGGCGCUCCCAGACACCUGAAUGUGAGCGUGAUGAGGGAAGAUCUGUUGAAGCUGGACGGUGUGGAGUCGGUGGACGAUCUGAAGCUCUGGGCUUUAACUGCUGAUCGCACUGUGGCUCUCGCACACCUUCAGCUUGCACCGAGCAGCAGGGGUAACUGGGAAGAAGUGCAGUCUAAAGCUCGUCACCUGCUGAUGACAUCACACGGCGUGUCACACUGCACAGUGCAGAUGCAGAGCUACACACAGCGAGGCACACACUCCUGCUCUAACUGUGUGUUAACCAGUGCCUAAACACACACACACACACACACCAGGGCACCUCCUUCCUAAACAGGUUGCUAUGCAACAGCGAAACGCGCCAAAGCCGGAGUGUGUUUUCACUUUUAGUGAGUUGAUUAGGAGGCUAUUUUCAUUCAUGACUCUCUUUUAUUUUCUUCUUUUCACUUUUUCUCAGAAACACACACACACACACACGUAUACAAUCAGUAAAUAAAAAGCUAGGGUUAGUCAAUCCUAGCUCUGCUGCUGACCUGAACAGUGAGAUUUUUAUUUAGAUUCAGUUCAGAAAAACACUCCACAUUUUCUUCAGGGUUAAAUCCUGGAUUAACUGAUCUCCAGUCAGGGUUAAAUCCUGGAUUAACUGAUCUCCAGUCAGGGUUAAAUCCUGGAUUAACUGAUCUCCAGUCAGGGUUAAAUCCUGGAUUAACUGAUCUCCAGUCAGGGUUAAAUCCUGGAUUAACUGAUCUCCAGUCAGGGUUAAAUCCUGGAUUAACUGAUCUCCAGUCAGGGUUAAAUCCUGGAUUAACUGAUCUCCAGUCAGGGUUAAAUCCUGGAUUAAAUCAUCCUGGAUUAAAGCUUUCCUGGAUAAAUUGAUCCUGAGUCCUGUAUUUAAGAGUUUAAUCCCAUCAGCUCCAGUCUUGUUGCAUGUCUUCACCCCGUCACUGAUCUGAGCAGAACUCUGUUUAUUUCCUGUGAAGGUCUCAGAUGUUCCAGCACCAUCAUCAUGAUGAUUUGUGAUCUUUAUCCAUUAGCACUGAAGCAGAAAGAGAUUUAGUGCCAGCACAGGAUUUCAUUCUCUUCACUCAGACACUCAGUUCUCUGACAGUGCAGGAACUCCAUUCUACACCUCGAACCCUCCUGCUCUCAGACCAUGCACUGGUGAGAAGGUUAACACACCAUCUUUUUUAAUUCUUUUUUUUAGUCCUGAACUGUUUAGUUUAAAGUUUAUAGGAAAUAUGAGUGAAGCUUCAGUGUGCCUUCACACACUCACACACACACACACACACUCCUGUACACCCUGUGAUCUCACAGCCUUUACUUUUAACCAGUUUCCUUUCUUUUAUUUUCUUUUUUUCCUAAAGAAAUGUUGUUUUUGUGAUUGUUGUGUUUCUGCCAAAAACAUAAUCUAUGCCUAUACAUGUUCUUACUUUGUUGUUUUUUUUUUAUUUUAAUUGAGUUUAAUUUUUGAUUUAAUUUGUUGUCUGAUGUUUUGCACAUUCCAGUAACUUGAACAGCAGUUACUCUUUCUGUUGGCAGUAUUUAUGUUCAGCGGUGAAACUCCGCCCUCUGAGAGAGGAUCAGAUCCUUCUGGAGAAGUAAAAUAAACCUGUUUCCAAGUCCUG